UUCCUUGUUUAAUCUAUAAAACGCGCUAAAAGAUAGUUCCUACGUCUGAUUUAUUCUCUUUUUUGUUUAAUCUAUUAAUUAAAAAUCUUAACAAAGUCCCAUUAAAUAAUAAUGAGAAAGAAGAAUUAAAAAAAACAUCAUUGAUAUUACGUAAUAUUUAAAAAUAAAAAUUUAAAUCGUUUAAUUUUCGUCAAAUAAAUAUCUGGUUAUACAAAUAAUAUUUCUUGAGAAUUCAUUUAAAGAUAGAAGUUAAAAAAUUCAAAUAUAUAUAAUUAUAAAUAUAAUAAUCAUAUUAAAUUGAUCGAUUUACAAUGUUAUGAAGUUCUCUUUUAAAUUCUCUUUAUACGAUUGAAAGUUAAUUGAUUCAAUACAUAAAAAAGAUUAACUCUCUCAGCUUUUAGCACCGCAAUAUUCCGAUAUGUUAUCAGGGAACAUAUAAACGAGCCCCUGGUCGGGAGAAUUCGGCUAUUCCCGCGAGUGGUUCAUCGGACACAGGCACAGCGUUUCCUCACAUCCAUUCACUCACACUCGAUCGGUCGUACAGCUAACAUCUGACACAGUACAGGAACAAACACAAGGUUGGCAAGGAAGAGAAGUACGCGAUCGACGUACAUACAAGUACAAGUUUAAUGUAUGACUCGCGCGCGUGUGCAGUACGGUGUAUUGUAUAAAGGAAUUAGUUGUGCGUAUGCGUAACCGGCUGUAUGGACGAACUUGAAGUCGAAAGAGAAAAAGGUGUGCGAGAGUAGACAGAGCGGCGGCGGCGAGCGCGGGUAAACGGGUCAGCAUUGGUAAGCACGAUUAGCCAAAAACGCGCAGUCGCGCGUUGAUCCUGUUGGGUGGGAGGCGAUCAGCUGUAAGCACGCGAGGAGCGAGAUGUUCGUCCUGCAGAGGUCUAUAUUGUCGCCCAGCAGCAGAAAUUGUACUGGAUCAUGGGCACGUAUGCUUCCUCCUACACAUCCUGCUGUAAAGGAUAUUCAACAGAAAGAGAUUCACGAAGUAUCUGGCGAUGUCAUACCUAUCAAUAUGGUGAAAGGUAUCGGUCAUUUAAGGGAUCCACGACUCAAUAAGGGUUUGGCAUUUACUUUGAAAGAAAGAAUAUCUUUGGGUAUACAUGGUUUACAGCCUCCAAGAUUCAAAACUCAGGAAGAACAAUUGGCUCUGUGCAAAGCUUCAGUUAUGAAGUACACAGAGGAUUUAAACCGUUAUCUUUAUCUCGUAGAACUGCAGGAAAGAAACGAGAGAUUAUUUUUCCGUCUAUUGAGCGAGAACAUCGAACAAAUGAUGCCAAUUGUUUAUACUCCUACCGUUGGAUUAGCCUGUCAAAAGUUUGGUGUUAUCUAUCGCAGGCCUCGUGGAUUAUUUAUUACGAUAUACGAUAAAGGUCAUAUUUAUGAAAUCUUAAACAACUGGCCCGAGCAAGCAGUUCGAGCGAUUUGCGUAACAGACGGAGAAAGAAUUCUCGGUCUCGGUGAUCUUGGAGCUUGUGGAAUGGGAAUUCCAGUAGGGAAAUUAGCUCUUUAUACCGCUCUGGCCGGUAUAAAACCGCAUCAAUGCCUUCCAAUUACGAUCGAUGUUGGCACAAACAAUGAACAAUUGAGAAAUGAUCCUCAUUACAUUGGGCUUAACAAGCCCAGGAGUCAUGGUGCGGAAUACGAUGAAUUGAUCGAUGAAUUUAUGGCCGCUUGCGUGAAAAAAUAUGGUCAAAAUGUUCUCAUUCAAUUUGAAGAUUUUGGAAAUCACAACGCUUUCCGUUUCUUGGAUAAAUAUCGUAAUAAAUAUUGUACGUUUAACGAUGAUAUACAAGGUACUGCUGCAGUUGCGGUUGCUGGAAUUCUAGCAUCGAAAAGAAUAACUAAGAAAAAAAUAUCCGAAAACAAGUUCGUAUUUUUAGGCGCCGGCGAGGCAGCUAUUGGGAUAGCUAAUCUUUGCGUGAAAGCGAUGGAAGUAGACGGUUGCACCACGCAGCAAGCUCGUGAUAAUAUUUGGAUGAUGGAUAUUGAUGGAUUGCUGGUCAAAGAUCGGCCGGAAGGUAACCUGGAAGGUCAUAAGAUCUGGUACGCGAAAAAAUAUAAAGUGAUGAAAUCGCUAUUCGAGGUCGUAAAAGAAAUAAAACCAUCGGUUUUGAUCGGUGCGUCAGCAGCAGCAGGAGCAUUCACUAGCGACGUCUUGAAAGAGAUGGCUAGAAACAAUGAAAGACCUUUAAUUUUUGCGUUGAGCAAUCCGACCAGCAAAGCAGAAUGCACGGCUCAACAAGCUUACGAUAAUACAAAUGGAAAAUGUAUAUUUUCAUCAGGUUCGCCAUUCGGUGAUGUACAUUAUGGAGGGAAAAUAUACAAGCCGGGUCAAGGAAACAACGCGUACAUUUUUCCCGGAAUCGCAUUGGGUGUCAUCGCGACUGGAUGUCAUCAUAUCACCGAAGAUCUAUUCCUUCUUUCAGCUCAGGCUGUUGCUGAUCACGUUAAAGACGAACAUCUCGAAGUUGGUAGUGUUUAUCCACCGUUAGGUACUAUUCGUGAAUGUUCGAUUGAUAUCGCCGUUCGAAUUGCCGAAUAUGCUUACGCUAAGACUGGGUUGGCAAGUGAAUAUCCGGAGCCCAAGGACAAACGACAAUUUAUUGUAAGUAAAAUGUAUGAUGCGAACUACGACAGUCCACUGCCAAACGUUUAUGAUUGGCCAGGAGAUUAUGCCAAACCUCGUGUUUUGCCAGAUAAAGACACUGUCGAAAUCCGCCACGAUUUAAAACAUCUGUAGCGGAUUUCAUCGAAUGGGAUAUUCAGAGGCUAUUACUAUUAUCGAUAAAAAUAUCGCUAUGUUCUGCAUUGAAACUAUAAUAAGGUCGUGGACAAAUACAGGCAACAGUGUGAUUAUAAAACAAUUUUAGCUGUAAGAACUGUUACUCUUUCAGUAACUAAUGCCAGUACUUUUACGAUAUAACUUGCACGAAGUGUUAAAAGCACGAAAAACAAUGACAUAGUGCUAUUAUUACAGCAUCGAAUGUCUCAGUAAGCUAACAUUGCAGUAUUUUAAUGUCCUCCUUCAUCCCAUAUACAGUAUUAGGAUUGCUAGUUUAUUGUUCAAAAUCGUGAUAGGUAUUAAGCACUGAAAGUAUUUAAAGAAAGUUUUAUGAUAUUGUUGUUCGCUUUUACGUCCUACGAUUAUGUUACAGAAACAAAAGAAAGAAAAAAAGUAAUGUUACUUCACCGAUUGAGAUAAUCCUGUUUAGUUCAUUUAUGAUUUUACAUUAUACAUAAUAUAAUACAGUAUACAUUAUAUACAUAAUUGUAUAAAACUAAGUAUUUGUAUAGUGAAAUUUUUUGAUCGUAAUAAAGUGAAAAAUUUCACGAAUACAAAAGUAUAUACAUAAAUUUAAAUGGAAAUUUUCUUCUUUUAUUUUUCUCGAUAUUACAAAAAAAAAAAAAUUUUUUUUUCUUUCAAAAAUAUUAAUCCAUCAGAUAAUAUUAUAUUUCUGACAUUGUAUCAUAUGUUUAAGAAUGCCUGAUUUUUCCUUUACGGAUGAUGUCCAAAAAUUCCCAUGAGCUUACUUCCUAACAAAUGAAAUCAUCCAUAUGAAUUGAAGAUACGUUUGGUCCAAAGAUGAAUGAAUACUUCAUGCACGCUUUAGAGUUAUUGAAUUUUUAGUUUGCUAUAUUUUAUAUAUCUAUAUACACUAUUAUCAAUGCAAAUAAAAAAUAUUAUUAAAUAUUAAUAAAUAUCUUUAUAAAGAAGAAACAAACUACAAUGAAGUUAUACAAAAUAAUUAUUUGUGACUUAUAAUACAACACAUUUAAUCGUUGCAAUUAAUAUUUCGAAACAAUAAACAAAUCGACUUAUUUUAUUUUUUAUGUUUGCUCAAAUAUAUUUGUCAGAUAAGCGAAUAAUAUUUAACAGAUAAAAUAUAAAGUUAAAACCAUUGAUUGAUAUUUCCGAAAUAAUCAAAAAUUAAUUUUGAUUAUUGAGUAUCAAUAUAUCAUGUGUAAAAAUUAUUUUAUGAACGAUGAUGCGAGAUCGUGAAAUAUUUCGUACUGAAAAAUGUACAUUCAAUUACACGUUUGUUCCUGAAAAUAUUUUCGCUGUUUAUAUUUUCCGGAUGAUCAUUGUAUAAAGCAAUUCUAUACGAAUCAAAUGAUAUGACCUAUUUUUCUCUACGUAUCAAAGAAAAUGUCGUGAAGACAUGUCUCGCUAUAUGUAUAAAUAUUAAUAUACAUAUUUCAGUCUAAAUUUAUAACUAUAUACUUUGACAAAUUUUACGUGCUAUACAAUUUCGAAAAAAAAAAAGCAUAUUUACGUAUAAAAUGUGUUUAUUAUGUGUCAUAUAACGUAUAAUUAAUUGUUAGAUAGUUAAUUCCGGUUAUUAAGUCGGAUAUUAUGCAUAAGAAUGUUUGCUGCUAUGAAUUUGAUUGUUUACUUUUAGAAUAUGGCUAAGUUUAGCCAAGCGACAAAAGCUCAAUGUUAAGUAAUAUAACAUUAGAACAGCGAUCAAAAAAGAUAUCUACGUUCCAAUUUGAUUUUAUACGAUACAUAUGUUGAAUGUGGUCGCUUGGUUAAUCAAAAAAUGUUAGUAAAGUAUUAUUAUGCCAUUACUAACCGUAUUCUUCUCCCAACAGAUUAUGACGUGUUGGCGACUCGAAAGACGAGACGACUGCUCUGACAUAUAUACAGUCAUUUUAAAUUAAAUCAAAUUUCAAACAGAAUGACUUGAAAUAUGGUUAUAGUCCUCUAAUCUUUUAAACUUUGAUUCUGAAUCAUCAGAAAAUCAAAUUUUUUAAUCGUACUUUUUUCGCGUAUUAUAUACUUUGUAUGUACUUAUUUAUUAUUAAUUUAAAACUGCAAUUAUAUUUUACGACUGUUCACUAAUUUCAAACCCAUCGUCUCAUGUAUUUAUUUUAUUUUUUUGUAUCUUUUAUCUCUAUUUGUAUUUAAAUUGAACAAUUAUGUUCGUAAAUCAAAAAGUAUUAUAAUAUUGUGAUACUUUUUUUUUUUUUAAUCAUUCAAGAAAUUAGUGAAUAGUUUAUUGCUUGUAGAAAUUACGUCAUAUAUAUAUAUAUUGAUAAUAUUAUCACGUAUAUUAAUUUUUUUAAAGUUAUACUAAUAACUUUCUUUUCAAAACAUAUAUAUAUUGAAUAAAUGUGUGGAAUUUAGCGAUAUAUUAUAUUUAAAAAAAAGCGAUUAUUAUAUAUAAUCAUCAAAAGUAUACAAAUUUCAUAACACGAAGAUAUCCCGUUAGGUAUACUAUGUAAGGCCACAUAAGUUGUCACCGUUUCUUCGAUUUUAUAUUGCCUUAAUAAGCAUUAUGAUUAGAAAAAACAGGACAACUUUGUAAAAUCCGUAUUUUUUGUACUGUAUUGUAAUUGUCACUGUUAAGUUAAGUAAAUAUGAAACUGAAAAUUUUGUCAAAAGGUUCCUAUAUGUUACGUGAAAUAGAAACUUUGAUGAUAACGUCGAUUUGAUUAUUACUGCCACAUCACAAAUAUAAUUACCUCAUUUAUAAAUUAUUCUCAAUUACACCAUGUGUAUGCAUAUAUUUGGAACAAGAAAAAUAAAUUUAAAUUAGCCGAGUAUAACUAUUCUCUAAUUAGAAUUUGUUAUUAAACGUGUAUAUUAUAUACUAAACUACAUGAAUAAAUGUUAAAACAUGAUCGUUAA
This is a messenger RNA of Apis cerana (Asiatic honeybee), 5646 nucleotides long. RefSeq names its product NADP-dependent malic enzyme. The record is from RefSeq and is a predicted model, not a curated record. Gene Ontology annotation, cellular component: mitochondrion. Gene Ontology annotation, biological process: pyruvate metabolic process; malate metabolic process. NCBI's taxonomy places the organism in Eukaryota, Metazoa, Arthropoda, Insecta, Hymenoptera, Apidae. Gene Ontology annotation, molecular function: NAD binding; malate dehydrogenase (decarboxylating) (NADP+) activity.